This is a messenger RNA of Puccinia graminis f. sp. tritici CRL 75-36-700-3, 351 nucleotides long. RefSeq lists its product as uncharacterized. The coding region runs from base 1 to 351 and encodes 116 amino acids. NCBI's taxonomy places the organism in Eukaryota, Fungi, Basidiomycota, Pucciniomycetes, Pucciniales, Pucciniaceae. The record is from RefSeq and is a predicted model, not a curated record. The transcript is spliced from 3 exons.
AUGAUAGACUUACUGGAUGGAUGGGAUGAAGGAGAGAAAAAAAAAAAAGGGCCAAGGUUAGAAAACAAUCAGAAUUUGAAGCCGAAUCGAUCGAAAGCUAAAUGCGCCGGAACGAAGCAGACGACGGCUGGCUACGACUGUGCAGAAGGAAUGGGAGGAGCCAGAGAGAGAGAGAGAGAGGGAGGGGAGGGCAGGCGCGGGAGGGGCGGAAUGGGUGGUAGCAGUGCAGACAAAAAGGUUCGAAGAAGGGUCUCCUGCUGCGGCAAAGCGCAAUCACCGAAUAUCACAAAAUGCUCACCGCUCUUCAAUCAACAGCAACUGGCUGGAAACAUCAAGAAAAAAAAAAUGUGA